Molecule: messenger RNA, 861 nt
Organism: Naegleria fowleri
Lineage: Eukaryota; Heterolobosea; Eutetramitea; Acrasida; Naegleriidae
Exons: 1
Coding region: 1-861 (286 amino acids)
Source: RefSeq, a predicted model, not a curated record
AUGUCCAACCAGCAACAACAACAAUUUCCUCCUGUCAUCACCACUCUCCAAGAUUUCACUCCAAUCAUUGUUUCCCAAGUCGAACAAUAUUUAAAAGAGUGUCAAUCCAAUUCAUCAUCAUCAUGUAAAUUAUAUAUUAAAAAUUCAACAGAUCCGUUUGUGUUAGGAUCCAAAUUGAGAGCUCUCUAUUUGUUUGGAUCUCAAGUGUAUUUUGCAAAAGUAUUAAAUUCUUCAAGUAGUAGUAGUAAUAGUACUGAAACUGAAACCAUCGUCACCACUCCUGCCACCACCACCAUCACUACUACUACGAUUCCAACUGUGAGUGUGACUGCAACCAAUGAAAGAUCAUCAUCAUUACAAUCAUCAUCAUCACCACCACAAGAAUCACCUAAUAUGGUAGUGUUGAAAUUAUUCUCUCCAAAUACCAAUCACAUGAUUGAAUAUAAUUUAACACAUUCUGAUUUAGAUAUUAUUCUUGUUUGCGAUGAUUUAUAUUCAGAGAAUUUUGAUGAAAGUGGUCUCACUUCAAAUUUACAAUUUAAAUUAUCUUUGGAUGUGUGUGUCAAAGAAGAAAAUGAACAGCAAAACCAUUGUUAUCGUUUCAUUUCAUCCUCUCAUUCUUUAAAUGAUCAAUUACAACAAGAAGAAGAAGAACAAACAACCAUCCUUGAAUCAUCUUCUCAUUUCCUCCAUUUCAACAUUGAACUCUCUCUCCUCAAUACCAAUUAUUUUCUUUCCUUUCUCAAUUAUCAUCAACCCAUACUUUUACAAUUUAUUUCUAAUCAUGGUGAUCAAUUUGUCAUUUAUGAAGAUUCCAUCAUGAACGAGAUUGGAGACAACAUUGGUCCACUUAUUUUAUGA